This is a messenger RNA of Wasmannia auropunctata (little fire ant), 2120 nucleotides long. RefSeq names its product casein kinase II subunit beta (gene CkIIbeta). Lineage: Eukaryota; Metazoa; Arthropoda; Insecta; Hymenoptera; Formicidae. The record is from RefSeq and is a predicted model, not a curated record. The coding region runs from base 249 to 914 and encodes 221 amino acids. The transcript is spliced from 4 exons. Gene Ontology annotation, cellular component: protein kinase CK2 complex; cytoplasm. Gene Ontology annotation, molecular function: protein kinase regulator activity.
GUCGCCGCCGCCACCGCCACCGCCGCCGUUGCCGCCUCCGUCAUCGUCGACGACGACGCGUCGUUCACACACACGCGUGUGUAGGAACCAGCGUGCGAACAAGAGAGAGAGAGAGAGAGAGAGAACGUGACACCCGGGUACACGUGCAAUCUCCUCAUCGCUUCGGCCGGCCCUCGUCGCCUUUUCUCUACCCACUACCUAACGCUUAAUAACGGGAUUCCCCCCACGGUUUCUUCUGCCGCAGGAAAAUGAGCAGCUCCGAGGAGGUGUCCUGGAUCUCGUGGUUCUGCGGUUUACGCGGGAACGAGUUCUUUUGCGAGGUGGAUGAGGACUAUAUUCAAGAUAAAUUCAAUUUAACGGGACUGAAUGAACAAGUACCACAUUAUCGCCAGGCAUUAGAUAUGAUUCUUGAUCUUGAACCUGACGAUGAUCUGGACGAUAAUCCAAAUCAAUCGGAUUUGAUCGAACAAGCUGCGGAGAUGCUCUAUGGUCUCAUCCACGCACGUUACAUACUUACCAAUCGUGGCAUUGCUCAGAUGAUCGAGAAAUACCAAGCGGGCGAUUUCGGUCAUUGCCCGCGAGUUUAUUGCGAAUCCCAGCCGAUGCUGCCGUUAGGGCUGAGCGAUGUUCCUGGCGAGGCAAUGGUCAAAAGCUACUGUCCUAAAUGCAUGGACGUUUAUACACCGAAAAGCUCGAGACAUCAUCACACUGACGGAGCGUAUUUUGGAACUGGAUUUCCACAUAUGCUAUUCAUGGUUCAUCCUGAAUAUAGACCAAAACGUGCGGCAAAUCAAUUUGUACCUAGAUUAUACGGCUUUAAAAUUCAUCCUGUAGCAUAUCAGAUCCAGCAACAGUCUGCGUCCACAUUCAAAGCACCGUUACGGGCUCUCAAUUAUAAUAAUGGGAAACGUUAAAAUUAUUUUCGGAGUAGCCUAGUAUACUUCCUUUCUCAUUAUUCGCAAUUCCUAAUUUCGUUUUUAAAGAUUUAAAUAAAAUAUUUUUUAUAUCUCUGUUUCCUCAAUAUACGUUGCCACGCGAGGGGAAUACGUCCUACGAAGCUGCUCAUUAUACCUCUUUCGAUUCGUUCAUUGUCUCGACACUCUUGAAUUCGUUCCUGACAUUGUACGAAGAGAAGAAAAAACGAGGAAAAGAGAAAAAGAGAGUGGAGAAAGAGAGAGGGAGGAGAGGGGCGAGCGUUUAGUUUCGUCGUGUGAAUCAUUGUCAUUAAUUUAAAUUUUGUAGCAACAGUCGUUUUCGUGAAGAACCAAUAUGUUUGUAUAGAAACUUUGAGCAUUAUUCAUUAAAAAGAUAGAGGGAAAUAGAAGGAAAAACACGCUUAGAAUAAUUACUAGAUCAUAAAUGAAAAGAGAGAGAGAGAGAGAGAGAAAGAAAGAAAGAGAGAUGAUGAUUAUAAAUAGAACACAUACCCGUGUUGUACGAAUCGCUUGUGUCAUCAUAUUUGCUGCUAAAGUAGUUCCUAAACAUGCGCAGGAGCGGACUUCCUGAGGAAAGUCGAGAAGCGAAUAGUAACCGGGUUCACAUUUGGUUCUUUUCAAGACGAGAGAGAGAGAGAGAGAAAGAGAUAAUGUAUAAAGGAGAAUAGCUGUUAAGUAUAACUUAAUUUAAUCGCCGAGUAAUUUGUGCGCGAACUGUGACAGAGACGAGAUUUAUUAUUAUAAAUAAUUGCGUAGGUAAUGGAUACACAUAUAUACAAUUUACUUCAACAAAAAAUGUCAAGCGCUAGACAAUAUUUCAUAGGAGAGGAACUUCAGAAACGAAGACUGUGCAUUUCCCGAAAGAGAGAGUGAGGGCGGGGGGGAGGGGGGGACUAAGCCGACUUUAUUUCGGUUUCUAUCACAGUUCCCGAGACAUUUUUAUGGACAUAUAGCAUCGGUGGGGAGGACGAUUCCGCGAUUAGAAGAUACAAUUUCUGUGUACGAUUUUUAACAUACAGCAGCAAAACAACUAAUAGCAUUCUCUUCAUUUUUGUAUUCAGUACGCAUCGUUUGUGAAACGAUGAAGUUUUCAGUCGAAUAGAUUUCAUAUCUCUAAAUCGGUUGGUAUUAAGGAGAACUGUUGUAUUGUAUUUCCACCUUGAAUUAAAAUAUGACUUAUUUACA